Caretta caretta (loggerhead turtle) is the source of this 3536-nucleotide messenger RNA. It is a transcript of the gene CHAF1A, whose product is annotated as chromatin assembly factor 1 subunit A. The record is from RefSeq and is a predicted model, not a curated record. NCBI's taxonomy places the organism in Eukaryota, Metazoa, Chordata, Testudines, Cheloniidae. Gene Ontology annotation, cellular component: nucleus; CAF-1 complex. Gene Ontology annotation, biological process: nucleosome assembly.
CCUCGCCCUGUCUGUAACUUGGGGGCGAGGCCCACGGCGCCCGCAGAGCCUGGGGCGCAAGGGGCAUGAUGCGCCCCCCGUGGGGCAGCCUAGGCGCGGGGGGCUCAACACGUCGAGCUACCAGCCCCGGCUGGUUCUGACGGGCUGCGGCCCCGACCAAGGGUAGUCGACCCGCCCCGUCGCCGCGGUCGUGCCGCUCCAGAGGCCACCUGCCCCAUCUUGCUCACCUUGCCCGCGGUCGGGGGAGAAGGGUCGCAUGUCCCGUUGAACAGUCAGCGGGGUCUGGCCUUGCAAAACCCCUGCGCUCUCCACUAUUCAUCCUUUUGAUCCCGGUCUGGUUGCCCCCCUCCACUUGUGAUUAGGACAGGGAGAUCUUAUUCCUGGAGCCAGCGGCAAAUGCUUUAUCUCUAACGAUGUCGCUGCUGAUAGACUGACAUCAUAACACGAAUAUUUCCUGAGUCUGUCAGAAACGUGAGCUAAACAUAAAUGUGUGUCUGUUUUCUACUUACAGCCAUGGAGUGCAGAGACAAGCCAGUUAUCCGGAAACUAGUACAAGCACGGUUGCCUUUCAAGCGUUUGAAUCUUGUACCAAAGGAGAAAUAUGACACAGGCAUGGAAGUCAAGAAAGCAAAGAGCUCACAAGAUGUUCUUGGUCAAAAUAAAGAUACCAAUCUAGAUACAUCACAUGCAUCCUUGGACAAUAUGGAGAAUGACUGCCAGUUGGAUUCUGAAAUGCAGUUUGCUCCCAAACUUGUUAACGGAAAGGGUCCGUUAGAUAACUUUUUACAGAAAAACAUGAAAAAUAACUUAAGAGAAACGGUACUCAUAUUUGACUUGACAGAGGACUCUAACCACACACUAAGUGAUGGCCUAGACCACAGUAAAUUAAAUUCAGAAGCAUCUUCAUCUGUAGAGACAACUAAUGGUAUGACAGAAGAUACAAGCCAGUUGAGUCCAUUAAAGCCCAUUGAGAAUGCCCAAAUGGAUGUUUCAAUGGAUACCAAUCCACCUUUUGAAGCUACUGCAAAUAAGGAUGAAGACUCAAUAGAUGUAACCAAAUCCUGUUCUAAAUUAUCAAAUACACAGUGUAAUAAUCUGGAGAAUGAGAGUGAACUCAAGGGUGUUAUAUUUGAGGGGAAGAUGCCUGUAGUAGUUCUGGAGGAUAUUAUGACUGCGAGGUCUCCCCAGGUUGUGUCUUUGGAAGAAAGUAUAACCUCGGAAAGUGAGACAAUGGAAUCUUCUCCUGAAGGAGACUCUAUACUUACUAAUUCCUCAUUAAGCUCCCCCUCUUCUACCAGCUCACCUGAGGCACAGCCUGUCCCACAGAACAGGAGUGAUACUAGUCCUUUAGCUGCUUCAAUACCUGUUCGGAAGGUGUAUCAGAAAUUCCUCAAAAGUUCUGCGGAGAAGGAGAAGCUGAGAUUGCAAAGAGAUCAAGAACGUGCAGAUAAGCUGCAGAAGUUGCAAGCAGAAAAGGAAGAAAAAGGGAGGCUGAAAGAAGAGGCAAAAGCCGCAAAAGAGCGGGCCAAGGAAGAGGCAAAGAAGAAGAAAGAGGAAGAGAAAGAAUUGAAAGAAAAGGAAAGGAGAGAGAAAAAGGAAAAAGAUGAAAAGGAAAAGGCUGAGAAGUUACGAGUGAAGGAGGAAAAACGCAAGGAGAGACAGGAAGCUUUAGAGGCAAAACUUGAAGAGAAAAGGAAGAAAGAGGAGGAGAAACGGUUAAAAGAGGAGGAAAAGCGCAUUAAUGCACAGAAGGCAGAAAUCACCAGGUUCUUUCAGAAACCAAAGACUCCACAAGCCCCCAAGACCCUUGCUGGCUCCUGUGGGAAAUUUGCUCCCUUUGAAAUUAAAGAGAACAUGGUCCUGGCCCCACUCUGUCGUGUUGCCUUUGAUCAGGACCUCUCAGAUCAGUUAGAUCAGUUCCUACAAGCACAGAAUAACGACAUAUCUUUCUUGGAAGAACUAAAGUGCCGCAAGCCACAUAAAUCUGGACCUACCGUUGUCUAUUACCGCAGUGCUGACAUAGUCAACAGUGAUGUGGUGAUUGUGGAUAGCUGCAAAAUGGACAAUGUUCCUGAAAGGAAGAAAUUUGGCAGGAUGAAACUGCUACAGUUUUCUGAGAAUCAUCGACCUGCAUACUGGGGCACAUGGAAUAAGAAAACUACUGUUAUUCAUCCCAGGAAUCCCUGGUCAAAGGACAAUAAACUGCUCGACUAUGAGAUAGAUAGUGAUGAAGAAUGGGAAGAAGAAGAACCAGGAGAGUCUCUCUCUCACAGUGAAGGGGAUGAUGAGGAAGAGGGAGGAGAAGAUGAAGAUGAUGAUGAUGGCUUUUUUGUACCCCAUGGGUACCUAUCCGAGGAUGAAGGAGUGACAGAAGAGCAUGAUCCAGAGAAUCAAAAAGUUCGUCAGAAGCUGAAAGCAAAGGAGUGGGAUGAACUGAUAGCCAAGGGGAAGAGGUUCCAUGUUCUUCAGGCUGUGAAGAUUGGCUCCAUCUGGGAAACAGAAGAAAGCAACAGCAGUGCAGAUGCAGACCUAAAGGUGCUUCAGCAGUUUGCAGUUUGUAUUCUGGAUUCAUCUGUUGCCGAGGAAGAGCAGAUGCAGAAAACUAGCAAAAAAAGGACAAAAGACCAGCAAAUCUUGGGACAACUGCUUCCGCUGCUCCAUGGGAAUGUCAAUGGAAGUAAAGUGAUCAUCCAUGAAUUCCAGGAGUGUUGCCGCCAAGGAUUGUUCAGUGAAACGCCCCUAGCCCCAGAUAUUAGUGAUGGUAGUCCUACAAGUCCCAACACUUCCCGCCCGCAGACUCCAGUCAACGAGGACUCUGCUAUCCCUUCCAAAGCCAGACUAAAGCGAAUUAUUUCAGAGAACUCUGUGUAUGAGAAGAGACCUGACUAUAGGAUGUGUUGGUAUGUCCACUCAGAGGUGCUGAAAAGCUUUGACCAAGAGCACCUUCCUGUUCCUUGUCAGUGGAACUACAUCACACCAGUCCUUUCUGCAGCCAAGGAGGACAAUAGCAGUGGACCAGGAGUGAUACAAACCACUCCAGUUUCAGUAAAGAGGAAGUCAACAGGAAGCAUGUCUAUCACCAAGUUCAUGAAAAAACCUAGGGAUCCAGAACAGGCUGACGCUGUGGAAAUGGAUGGGUUCCAGGCAGACACUGAAGAAGAGGAGGAAGAUGACUGUAUGAUUGUGGACAUACAACCAGGGAAAGAUUCUACAUCUGCAAUUAGUGAAACUACUUCAGAAUCAGAUGGUGCAAUGGAGAUUGUCCCCAUUCAGAAGGCUAUUGCAGUUGGCCCAUCUAACAGAGUUUGAUACUUAAUACCUACUAACCCCUCUGUAUGUAUGUAGAAUUUUUAGGAUUUUUUUAAAACUUGUGUAUCUUUGUACAAGAUACUUGAAAGUAUUCCAUAUUUCUUGUAAAGAGAAGACAGCACUUUGGUCUAAAGCAGAACAGAUGAAAUCUUGAAAAUUUUAGUUUUAAUAUUUUUAGCUAAAAAUAUUGCAUAUUAAUCUCUUUAAUAAAGCAUUAUUGAAAUUGA